CUCUCCAGCGCCUCGUACUAGUACCUCUCAACUCAUCCAAACGUCGACAUGCCUUUCUUCCAAGGAGCCUCUGGCAUUACCAUCUCUGGUGGAGAGUUCAACGACAUCGCUGGUGAUUUCACCAAAACGGACAGUAGCGUCAAGACGACCAAUACGGAUUCGUAUAACACCACUUCGGAGACGUUGACGAAUUCGAACAAUGAUAAUUCUCAGCGCCUGACGGUUGACCCUGCUAAGAAAGUGAAGCCGGUUAAACAGGGAAAGAAAAGCGGAGUGCGGUGAAUGAUUGGCAGGUGUAAAUAUCAUGGGUUUUAUUGGGUCAACCAUUGUAAUAUAACAAGUGGACGGAAUCAAAUGUACAUUGAACAUUGAC
This is a messenger RNA of Laccaria bicolor S238N-H82, 373 nucleotides long. RefSeq lists its product as uncharacterized. The coding region runs from base 49 to 282 and encodes 77 amino acids. The record is from RefSeq and is a predicted model, not a curated record. The transcript has 3 exons. Lineage: Eukaryota; Fungi; Basidiomycota; Agaricomycetes; Agaricales; Hydnangiaceae.